Messenger RNA from Ostertagia ostertagi, 300 nucleotides. Lineage: Eukaryota; Metazoa; Nematoda; Chromadorea; Rhabditida; Trichostrongylidae. The record is from the annotation of a GenBank genome assembly.
ACGACACCCUGGCCGAAGAAAGCUCUGAACGCACCGCAUCUUGUCGUUCCCGGCGGAAAAUUGAAAUUCUACAAGUUUUCUGUCGCGACAAUCACUGAGACUGCUCUCAAUUUUGGAUACUCCUCCUGUUGUAAGGCAGAUCGAUGCGCUCCUGACCGCUAUAGCCAUGGUGUACAUAGAUGCAACUUCAAGUCCUUAUUUGGGCUAAGUAGUGGUGCAGAUGAUAAAGAAAGCAGAAGUCAUCUAAGAGAUCGAACGCUGGUGAGGGUAGCGGUGGACCCGGAGGACCUGGACGGAGAA